This is a messenger RNA of Theobroma umbraticum, 2262 nucleotides long. NCBI's taxonomy places the organism in Eukaryota, Viridiplantae, Streptophyta, Magnoliopsida, Malvales, Malvaceae. The record is from RefSeq and is a predicted model, not a curated record.
GUCUUCCCUUGCCCCUCACCUAACACUACUGCUAGCCUUGCGUCGAAGGGACCAAACCCGAAUGGCCAAAACUCAGAAUAUAUUCGAUUUCAAACCAGGGAAGCUUCGCCCUACGCGCUUACCCAACCCCGUAGACCUUUCGAUUUUGAAAGAGGAAAACCUCCGCCCUACCAUUAUCUCCCAAGAUAACUCGACAUUCCCUGUUUUUUCUUGAGCAACUCUCGAGUAACUUUUUCUUUUAAGAGAAUAAAGAAAAUCUAUAAACUGAUAAACAUGAUUCCUUAAAAACGCACCCAAUCUCUUUAUCUCUCUCUUUUUUUUUAGUUUAUUUCAAUUUUUUUUCUUUCUCUCUUGGUUUCUUUCUUUUUUUUUUCUCCCCUGAAAAACAGAAAAUUAGACCGAGAGAGAAAGAGACACAGACUCUCUUUUUGAUUGAUGGGUAUUCUUUCAAAUCUAAGAGGAUCAAGAACCCAACAAGGGUUGGCCUUAACUGAUGGGUCGCCACCUUCUGCAUCUGUUUCCAACAAGAAAAAAUGGUCAAACUUGAUGCCUUUAGUUGUGGCCCUUGUGGUCAUAGCUGAAAUUGCGUUUCUUUGUCGUCUUGACAUGGCAAAAAACGCAGCCUUUUUCGAUUCAUGGCCUGAGAUGUUCUAUAAAUCUCCUCCUUCUGGUGAAGUAGAGGUUCUAGCAACUCCCGUUACAGAGAGCUGUGAGGAGUGGCUCGAGAGAGAAGAUGCCGUGGUUUAUUCAAAGAUUUUGGCAAGGAUCCCAUCUGGUUUUCCUGGCGCUGAGCAAGAAUGGAAAACUUGUGCUGUGAGUUGUAAGUUUGGGUAUGAUCCCAGUAAGAAAAUUGAUGCUGCCUUUGGUUUGCCUCAACCACUUGGAGUAGCUAGUGUGCUGCGCUCAAUGGAAUCAGCUUCAUAUUAUUCAGAGAAUAAUAUUGCUCAGGCACGAGGGAGGGGUUAUAAUAUUGUAAUGACAACUAGCCUCUCAUCAGAUGUUCCUGUUGGUUAUUUUUCAUGGGCUGAGUAUGACAUCAUGGCACCAGUGAUGCCAAAGACUGAGACUGCUCUUGCAGCUGCUUUCAUUUCUAACUGUGGUGCCCGCAACUUUCGUUUGGAAGCUCUUGUUGGGCUUGAAAAUGCUAAUAUCAAGAUAGAUUCUUAUGGUGGUUGCCAUAGAAAUCGUGAUGGAAGAGUGGACAAAGUGGAAGCUCUGAAACGCUAUAAGUUUAGCUUGGCUUUUGAAAACUCCAAUGAGGAGGAUUAUGUCACUGAAAAAUUUUUCCAGUCACUUGUUGCAGGAACUGUACCUGUUGUGGUUGGUGCGCCAAAUAUUGAAGAUUUUGCUCCUUCUCCUGGUUCAAUUUUACAUAUUAAGGAAUUGGAGGAUGUUCAGUUAGUUGCAAAAAGAAUGAAGUACCUUGCAGAAAACCCUGAUGCAUACAAUCAAUCAUUAAGGUGGAAGUAUGAAGGCCCAUCUGAUUCAUUCAAGGCCCUUGUGGAUAUGGCUGCGGUUCAUUCAUCAUGCCGUCUCUGCAUUCACUUGGCAACAGACAUCCGGGAGAAAGAAGAAAAGAGCUCUGACGUCAAGAAACGCCCCUGCAAGUGUACCAGAGGAUCAGAAACCGUGUAUCAUUUAUAUGUAAGAGAGCGAGGGAGGUUUGAGAUGGAUUCUAUUUUCUUGAGGUCUGGCAAUUUGACUCUAGAAGCCUUGGAGGCUGCAGUGCUUAUGAGGUUCAAGUAUCUGAAACACGUGCCUGUUUGGAAGGAUGAAAGACCAGAAAGCAUAAGAGGAGGGGAUGAACUAAAAGUACACAGAAUAUAUCCUGUUGGGUUGACUCAGAGACAGGCUUUAUAUACCUUCAAGUUCAAAGGGGAUACUGAUCUUAGGAGUUAUAUUGAAAACAACCCUUGUGCUAAGUUUGAAGUCAUAUUUGUCUAGAUUGAAGGUUCCAUUAUCUCAACUUUUAGCACGGAAUGGAUUCCCAAUUGCAGCACUAUUUGCUGAAAUUAUUUCCUGGGAGGUCAAGGCAACCUCAUGUGGGUUAUUGCUUUCAUCAAAUGUUUCUUGUAAGAAUCCCAUGUUUUGUUUUACAUCAAUGAGCUGCUAGGUUUAUAGGGAAGAACGUGAUUAAAAGUUACUAAUGGCUCAAUUAGUGUUAGCUCACGACAGAAUGCAUCUGAUAUCUGACCCUUUUGAGUUAAGCUUCACAAUUCUUCCAAGCAUGCUUAUGUUAUUGGAUAAAGUAUUUUUGCUUCA